AUGCGCGAGCUCGAGCACCCGUUCCCCUCGGACGCACCCGAAUCUCGAACUGCAAAAAAUGACCCAUAUCUCGACCCUGUCUGCGAGUCGCAGGGGCCCGCGUUGGUGGAAGGGGAUCUUUUUUGGCUUGUUAAUCGAUACUUUUCCGCGCCGGUCGUCCCCCUCUGUGCCCAUCCCGUCCUUUUCGACCCAGCGAUGCGCGAUCUUCUGCAGGGGGCGUUGGAAGAGGUGGGGCAGCGGGACGGCUUUAACACCGAAUUGAGCAUUAUUUUCUGGCCAUCCAAUAGCCCCCCGCAGCGGCCAGUCUCCCUAGGGAUUCUUCUCGACCAACUCGCAGAUUUCGGUAUCACAGAGGUUAAAAUAGCUGCUUCUCAGCCGCUAAACGCCAUGGAAGAAGAGCUUUGUAGAGGCCUGGGGGUUGAGGUGAUCGCUCUGGCGGUCCCUCCCGAUCGCGGCGUUGAUGUCCCCCCUUCUUUUCUCAACCCCAACGAGGUCGAAACGCAGCGAAAGGAGGAGGGGAUAAGCGGCGCCGAUCGUCUUCGAGAAGUCCUGCACUGCCUCCCAUCCUGGGCCUACACGAAAACCCCCAUCAAACCCCAGCCAUGGUCUCACUGGAUCACACCUCAAAAUACUUUAGAUUGUAAUCGGUGUUUUCUGCACUUGUGCGCCAAUUCCGUUCAGGCUGAAGAGCGCAUGGCGCGCCAUUUUCUAUCCCACGUCCUCCCCUCCUUCCCCCUCUCCCCACAAACCAAAAGUUCUGUGGCGUCUUUCUUUCCCUUUUUCCUCCCAACUGGAAAGGAAUUUUGGCUGUCGAACAAGUACUUCUCCGCAACCGUGGAGCUAUCGAUUUACGGCGGCCUCUGCGGCCUCCAAUCGCGCCAGGAAGUCCCACCCCUGGACUUUCUGGCGAGUUGUCAGGCUUUCAUUCUGAUUUGCACGCGCGCGAGUCUUCACCUCGCAUCGCGGACCUCCACUAGUCUAACAAUGGACCCCCAUUCUCUGGCGGAGGGUGAACAUCACCGCCAUGCCCAACACGUGGGUGGCCCAUCCCCGGCAAACCUGGCGGGGACUCUGAAAAACGUGCAAGGCCUUUUGGCGAACCAGUGGACUCUUGAGCAGGAGGCCUUCUUGACAAACGCGGACGGGCCUGGCGAAGUUGAAAUCACAACCUCCCCCUCCCACCCCAACGCCUUCGGGGAUUCCGCCGGCCUUAAAAGAUUUGCGAUUCUUUAUAUCAUCGAUGCGGACCUCUGUGAUGAGGCCCUUCUAGAUGAGAUCUUUGCGGAGGUGAACCAAAUCGUAUUGGACAACCGCGGGGAUCUUGGGGAUACGACGGAUGCGAUGACGGUGAAUUUUUCCCUAAUUGAGGUGGUAGGAAUGAAGGCCAUGCGGCCUUCUCGCCAUGUCGAGACUUUCGAAACGGAGGGCUGCUCUCGAAUCCGAGAGGCCCUUGAGCAGCACCGAUGGUUGUACACACACUCCACGACAGAAAAACUGGGUGAACCCAAUAAGGUAAAAACUCCGGAAGUUUCACCAAACGCCAUUAGCAGAAUAUUGCCAAGCCAAGACAAGAUGGAGUCUAAAAUGGAAAGCAUUCCAUCCGACGCACCCUACGAUGCUGAUGAAAAAAAAGAAACGCCCCCUUCGAUUGGCUGUGAGCCCCCACAGCAUUACCUCAUGGAUCCUCAAAGUUUGCGCACCGAGCCGGUCCCCGCACUCUUGUAUUUUAAUACGCUGCAAACGGAAGGCGUGGAAGGGAAUUACCACGCACUUCAGGACGACGUGGAAUCCACCUCUGGAUCCCUUCAGGAUGAUUUUACUAAUCUAAAAAAGGGCAAAGAUAAGGAUCUGGAAAUGCAACACUAUGAUGAGCUGAUGGGUUGGGUGAAUCGAAUCAAACGGUACGGUGACCAUCUCCCGCCAAAUGUGCGCCAAGUCCAAGCUGAGCUACUUACGCUAGCUUUAGGGAAAGCUCUCUCUUAA
Molecule: messenger RNA, 1983 nt
Organism: Phytomonas sp. Hart1
Lineage: Eukaryota; Euglenozoa; Kinetoplastea; Trypanosomatida; Trypanosomatidae
Source: the annotation of a GenBank genome assembly